Messenger RNA from Meira miltonrushii, 915 nucleotides. Its product is annotated as S-adenosyl-L-methionine-dependent methyltransferase. The transcript has 4 exons. The record is from RefSeq and is a predicted model, not a curated record. Lineage: Eukaryota; Fungi; Basidiomycota; Exobasidiomycetes; Exobasidiales; Brachybasidiaceae. Bases 1 to 915 code for a protein of 304 amino acids.
AUGUCUGCGUCUACCUUUCAUCAGAGCGAUAACGCUGAAGUGUAUCGUACCAAUACUUCUUUUGUGAGUUAUGUUGAUUUGGUAAUCGAGAGAGCCCGAAUCCUGACAGAUAAUCAUUCUUUACUGGUAAAGGUAUUCAGCGAUGAGAAUACAAAAGCAGUUCUCACUUUACUCGAUCCACAACCCGGGGAAGUGAUCUUGGACGUAGGAUGCGGUUCAGGUGAAAUAACCGCAAAGAUUCAUUCUAUUGUUUCACAACCCGGUCCAAAUGGCAAGACUGGAAAAGUGAUUGGAGUGGAUAAAAGUGAAGAUAUGAUCAAAGCAGCAUCAAAAGGAAACUCUUCGGAAACACUUGAGUACUUCUUUUGUGAUGGUCAUGAAUUGCAACCUUGGUUAGUCAAAACAGGCAAACAAGGAACAUUUGAUAAAGUGUUUAGUAAUGCGGCUUUACACUGGAUGAGUCGUGAUCCUGCUGCUGUCGUGCAUGGCAUGUUCGAUGCUUUGAAACCCGGGGGUACAAUGGCCGUCGAAUUUGGUGGUCAUAUGAAUGCGAUCGGUGUCGUUUCUGGCUUGCACAGCAUCUUGGCCAAAAAAGGCGUAGAUGCAAAGAGCGUUCAUCCAUGGUACUUUCCUACGCCAAAGCAAUAUUCUAUCAUUUUGCAAAAUGCAGGUUUUCAAAGCCCAGAUACCGCUUAUCUCUUUCCACGACCAACUCCUUUACCAAAGGGUUCAGGUAUUAAAGGUUGGCUAAAGACAUUCUCGGGUCACUUCCUCAAUGCAUUGCCUACUGAACAAGAUCGUAUUGACGCACUGCAAGAACUUGAAGACAUGCUCAAAGUGGACAUGUACGACGAACAGGAAGAUGAGUGGACGCUGAUGUACGUCCGCUUGCGCAUUAGAGCCAAGAAGCCUUAA